This is a messenger RNA of Strongylocentrotus purpuratus (purple sea urchin), 2478 nucleotides long. RefSeq lists its product as uncharacterized. Gene Ontology annotation, biological process: transcription initiation at RNA polymerase III promoter. Lineage: Eukaryota; Metazoa; Echinodermata; Echinoidea; Camarodonta; Strongylocentrotidae. The transcript is spliced from 19 exons. Bases 104 to 2251 code for a protein of 715 amino acids. Gene Ontology annotation, cellular component: transcription factor TFIIIC complex. Gene Ontology annotation, molecular function: protein binding; histone acetyltransferase activity. The record is from RefSeq and is a predicted model, not a curated record.
AUUCGGAGACACUACAGCUCACGGUAUUGGUGGCUAGCUUCCUUCUUAUUAGUCGGAGGCUUAUUAGUCGCCAGGUUCAAGGAGCAAUUUACUUUGGUAGACGAUGAAUAUCAUGAAACCCGACAUUCAUCUGGUGGAGAAUUCAUCAUGUAUCGACGUCUUAUCUUCGUCCCAUGAUAAUAGGAUAGCAGUUGCUACGGAUAAAUAUGUCUAUGUUUUGGAGCAAACCUUUAACCCCUCUUUCAGAUUUGACUUUCUGAACUUCUCCAAGGAAAUAGUGAAGGAUACGAAAGAGGAUCAUCAGUUUUAUGAUGUUGGAGUCGAGACUGCAGAGAUCAAGAAACUUCCUAAAGGAUCAUAUAUCCAGCAGCGGUUCGCUUUGAAUGGAUUAUUGUUGGAAGGAGAUGCAGUAUCUCCUUAUUCAGAACAAUUCAAAACUGUCAAGUUCUCUCCAGUGUCUGAUUACCAAGAGAGGAGCCUCUUGGCAACAUUAUCACGUGAUAACAGGGUUGUAGUCUACUGCACUGGAAAAGGACAAGGUUUCAUUAAGGUGGAAAAUCUAUCAGAUAAAUUGUAUGAGUACGCCAAGAAGACGAACUUCACCCUGAGCUCAGAUGGGGAGGAGGAAAAGGAAGUAGCGACAAACAAGGAAACAAGCACUGACUUUGUGGAAUGUCAGAGAAGAACAAACUCUGUGAGCGUUACUGGUAUAGCGUGGUCUGGAGUGCUCACUUCAUCCGUUAAGAAGCCCCUACCAACAAGAGGCAAGAGCAAUGCCAAGAGGAAGCGCCCGGACAACGAUGCUGAAACCUCAACCAACGAUUUCAUUCUCCUGGCAACAGCCCUCAAAAGCAACCAUGUUGUCCUGUGGAAGUUCCCCUGCCCUGUCAAUGAGAAAAGCACUUCUCAGUUAGCUGCAGUCAUCCGUCCUGAUGAUCGUACGUCAGCCAUGCAUUGGUGUGUUAGGGAGAAAAAUGAAAAAGCUUACCUAGCAACUGGUGGAUGCGAUGGUAGGAUAUCAGUGUGGAGCGUUUCGCCGGAGGGAGACGUGACUGGACAUAGAGAACUUGAUGUAUGGAAGGAGACGGACGAUAUACUAGUUCAAGCAUUGACUUGGGUUCAGGCACUUUGUACUGGUGACUCAUUUGUGCUCCUUGCUGCCAAAGGCCCAUGUGUGUUUGUCUUCCAGAUACACCUGAUGAAUGGGAACAUGGAAAUUGCACACCAGUCUCAUACUUUGACAAAGCAUUCUGCUCUGGUUUCAGGUAUGUGUAACAUCAGAGAUAAAGUGUAUACUUCUUCGGUUGAUGGCAGCAUACAGGUCGCUCAGGUCAAGCAAGACAAUGGUAUCUCGGUAGAUCUUCAUUUGCUGGAACGCCCUAAAUAUAUGACAACGAGAAUAAAUGGGAUGUCAGCAUCAACCAAUGGUGUCUACCUCACAACUGUCAAUAGGCACUCCAGCUAUGCGACACAUAUAGAGAAAUCCAAUCUGAAAUUCCUUCAGAUAGCGACGGAUCAAGAGGCAGAGCAGAUGCUGAUGGAACCUCAAGGCAGGCUAUGCUUUAAGUUUGACUGCCUUGACUGGCUCUACCAAAGGUUGACUCCAGAGGGCGCUCUUCAAAAUACCACCGUAACCAUCCUCUCCGACGAUGCGUUGGCCGACAAGUCCCCGAGCGAGAUUCUGUACCUGUUGAAGCUGAGACGCCUUGUCGUGAUGAUGAUAGCGCACAGGAUAUCCUGUGAGAUCAACAACUCACGAGGGAGAAAGAGAGAUACCCUCGAAGUUAUGAUUAAGAUAAAUGAAGGUCAUGUGAAGGAAAUCUCAGAUCGUAUUUUCCAGCUGCAUAUAGAGAAAAGCUUGGAAACGCUGGCAUCAGCUGACACGAGGAAAAAAGUCACAGGGAGAGCCAAACGUGUUCAGAAGCUAAUGUCUGAUUGGCUGGUGCUAAAUGAAUCACGUUCUAAAGCACCAAUCACAGAAAGUGGCUCAGUGGAUGGGGAUGCGUGUGAGAGUUGCAGAUUGUGUGGAGAGAGUAUUCCACUCACAUCACGAGAAGAUGGCUCCUGUCAUAAUGGACACAGAUGGAAGCGAUGUAGCUUUUCUUUGCUGCUGUGUCAGACAUUGAAACCAGGAAGCUGUGCCUACUGCAGAACUUGUUAUGCAUCCAAGGACGAAACAGACAGCACCUGGCUUCAUAGUCUUCUUAGCUCUCAUUGCCUGUGGUGCGAUGGACCUCUUACGGACAGAUGACAUCAUCAACUCAUAAUGACAAUACAUCGGUGCUUUAACCCAACGACUGCUGAAUUCUCUAAUCCCCAUAGGCUUAACACAGGGACCUCCUGGUACUCGUAGGCAAUGGGUUAAUUCAGUAUUUUGCUCAGUGACUAUUGUUAAAGACUAAAAUGGUGAAAUCUUGUUAUAAACUCCUUGGAAGCAAGAAAAUGUCAUUAUAUUGAAAUCGUGUUGUAUAAAGGGCU